ACUCCUGUAUCCCUGUUGUCUGCAGUGUAACCUCUCUAGUGGAAGGUAGCAGGCAGCCCUGAGAGGGCAGAGCACACAUACAACACUUGUAUGAGUCCUGUCACAUCAUUAUAAACCACUGAAGUGAUCGAGCUAGAUACAGCAGCUUGAAGAAACGUGCAGUAAGACUUCAGAUAAAAGAGCACUUUCAAGCCGGGAAAGGACGCCAGUGGGGAUUUAUGUUUGCUUUACAGCAUUGUCUCUGCCUGCGCAACACAGUCUGAAAGGCUACAGGAAGUAAUACAGAAACCUUAUUACUCCAGCUUUGACAGAACAUCAAGCAGCAAUAGUUCACAGUGCUUUGUACUUGGCAAUUUCACCACAGAAUUCCAGAGGAUAAAAACAGCACAACUGAAAAAAUUCUUCUGACAAAUUUAAAAAGAUAUCUUUUGGUUGCACUUAAUAUACAAAGGACUUUCUAGACUGAGAAGAGACACAGAAAAUGUUGAUUUCAUCUCUGUUUUUCUUCAGCUGCAGUCUUUCCUUGGGAACUGGGUUUCACAAGACUAUGGAUAACACUGGAAAAAGACAUUAUCAAAUUCAGCAUGGACCUUGCAGCUACACCUUCUUGCUUCCUGAGGUGGACAACUGUCGCUCAAUGGCAAAUCAUGUUGUGGCUAACACAGUGCAAAGAGAUUCUCCUGAAACAGAUAAUGGUGGCUCUGUGCAAAGGCUUCAGCUACUUGAAAAUAUUAUGGAAAACAAUACGCAGUGGCUGCAGAAGCUUGAAAGCUACAUUCAAGACAACAUGAAGAUUGAAAUGGUGCAAAUACAGCAGAAUGCAGUGCAAAACCAGACUGCAGCCAUGUUAGAAAUAGGAACAAACUUACUCACUCAACAAAGUCGCAAAAUAACAGAUGUCAAAGCUCAGGUUCUAAAUCAAACAUCUCGACUCGAGCUCCAACUUUUGGAAAAUUCCCUCUCCACUAAUAAAUUGGAAAAACAAAUUAUGGUCCAAACUGAUGAAAUAACAAAACUGCACAAAAGGAAUGGUUUACUGGAACAAAAAAUCUUGGAAAUAGAAGAUAAACAUGCAGCAGAACUCGAAUCAUUAAAGGAAGACAAAGAACAGCUGCAGGAUUUAGUGACAAGACAGAACGCCACCAUAGAGCAACUGGAAAAGCGACUGAAUAUUGCAACAACAAAUAACACAAUCCUUCAGAAACAACAACUUGACUUGAUGGAGACAGUUACCAAACUGAUCAGUAUGGUUUCCCCAUCUAGUUCCAAACCUUCGAUUUUACCUCCAGGGCGACAAAUCCAUUUUAAAGAUUGUGCUGACGCAUACAAACUUGGAUAUAGAACGACCAAGAUCUACACAAUUUAUGUACCCAACACCACUCAACCAAUAAAGGCAUUUUGUGAAAUGAAAAUCCAUGGAGGAGGAUGGACUGUGAUACAACGACGCCAAGAUGGCAAGACAGACUUCCAGCGCACAUGGAGAGAAUAUAAAAUGGGAUUUGGUGACCCUGCCGGAGAACACUGGUUGGGAAAUGAAUUUGUCUACCAAUUAACCAAUCAGAAGAACUACGUCCUUCGAAUCCAGAUGAGGGAUUGGGAAGCUAAUGAGGCCUUCUCACUGUACAACCAGUUCUACUUGGACGAUGAAUCACAAAAAUAUAGAAUCCAUCUGAAAGACUAUAGUGGAACAGCAGGCAAGAUAAGCAGUCUCAGCCAAAUGGGAAAUUCUUUCAGCACGAAGGAUUCAGACAAUGACAAAUGUCUUUGCAAAUGUUCACAAAUGGCAUCUGGAGGAUGGUGGUUUGAUGCUUGCGGUCCAUCCAACCUGAACGGAUUAUACUACUCAGCAGGGCAGAAUACAAACAGGUUCAAUGGAAUCAAAUGGUACUACUGGAAAGGAUCAGGGUAUUCCCUAAAGGCUACGACUAUGAUGAUCAGACCUGCUAACUUCUAAUUAUGAAUUUCUAUGGAGAUUGUUUAUUGUCAGACCAAUUAAGUACAAAGACUGUUCUUUAAAGUUCCGUAAAGCCACAAUUACAAGCAUGUUUAAAAUGUUGAUUAAUAUGUGCACAAUGCAUUAAUGUUUUAACUUACUAUUUGGAAGUGAAGUCCAGAACUAAUGAACAGAUGUGAACAAACUGCUUGUAAAUUGCAUUCCAUCUAGUUUUGUAGCUAAUUCUGUUUUAAGAGGCAGCUUCUUGAAUUCAAUUCAACACUGGGAAUAAUAAAAAGUCCAAUGUAGCUGAAUCCUUGGAAGAGAAGGUUUCUUUUUGUUCCUCAAAGUUUCUUGAAGAUGUGUUCUAUGUCACAGCUGGUUUAUUAAUAAGUACUAAAUACAAAGCAGUCCCCCUUGAAACUGAUUUCAAGGCAAUUUGUUCUUCUACAAACUAAUCUGAAAGUCAAAGUAACUGGAACUAUAAAAACCAUAAAUAUUAUUAAAAAGAAAAUUUGAUUUUAAAACUUCAUUUAUUUCAAAAUAGCAUUAAUAAGCCUUUUCUGGUCUUGGAACAAGUUUUCCUUGCAGAUCAUAUGGUAUAUUAAAGGACAUCAGAAUUUACUUAAACAUACCAUGUAGAAUGCCAUUGUAAUAUUCUACACAACUUAUGUCAUAAUUAGAAAUAGUGUGAAUAUCAGAUUACCCAUUUUGGUGAACACAGUUUUUGCUCAUAAGAUUUAAAUUUAUUGUUACAAUUUAAUCUCAAAGAAAAAAAAAGUCUUGUGUUUUUGGAUUAAUCAGUUAAAAAGACAGUGUAAUGCUUCUAAAACGGUAUUUGUACCUUAUAAUUAAUUGGAGGAGGCUUCAUAGGUUAAAGAAAUAGUCUUAUUACUAAGCUACAAGAGAUACAAUCAAUGGUCACCUGUGUAUAACUGCUCAUUAGUGCAAA
Hypanus sabinus (Atlantic stingray) is the source of this 2885-nucleotide messenger RNA. RefSeq names its product angiopoietin-2-like. Bases 482 to 1954 code for a protein of 490 amino acids. The transcript is spliced from 9 exons. Lineage: Eukaryota; Metazoa; Chordata; Chondrichthyes; Myliobatiformes; Dasyatidae. The record is from RefSeq and is a predicted model, not a curated record.